CCUAUAUACCAAAGUAACAACAAAAACCAUUACAAACUGCAACUUUUCAUAAUGGUAGCCACAAAAUCCCUAUUAUGUUUCAUCGUUGGGUCAAUGGCCUGGGUUAACACCUAUGCCCAACCACGAGGCGAGCAGUCACUCUGCCGAGCGUUUGUUGAGGAAAACUGCGAGUGCAGCACUGCCACGAGCAGAGAGGAGCGAUCAAGCUGUGUUCUCGAGUGUAUCACAGGCAAUGUCGAUGAGGAAAAUGUGUGUGCUAAAAUGGUCGAGAGAAUGGAAGCCCGAGAGAAAUGCCAUGCAUUUAUUGAGCAAGAAUGCUCCAACUGCACGUCUGGGGACCAUCGAGCUGAGCAUACUUGUGUGCGAACCUGCUUGGAGGAGAACGACAGCGAAGGGCUGUGCGAGAUGCGUGGGAUGGGCAAAGGCAGAAAGAACAGGAACAUGACUAUGGAUGACCUUGAAAUGGUUGAUGUCGAACAGCAUGGUCCGAAUGGGCCGAUGGGAGAUCACAAGCCUAGUGAGAAAUGCCGAGCAUUCGUCGAAGAGAACUGUGAGUGCGAGAUCGCCAUUGACAUAGAGGGAACAAAGGAAGGUGAUGCCAAGGAACACGCAGAGAAAGACGUGCAGAAACACACAGGUGGAUCCGACGAAGGCCAUAGACAGCCUGUGCCCCAUGGAGCUGACGGAGGACCACGCAAGGGUGGGGAGGUCUCUGAGUGUGUGCAUGAAUGCAUCGAGAGUUUGGAUACCGAUGGUGUGUGUAAGCGUGAGGGAAAAAACGGAAAACAUGACCGUGGUUGA
Sphaeroforma arctica JP610 is the source of this 801-nucleotide messenger RNA. RefSeq lists its product as hypothetical. The transcript has a single exon. Lineage: Eukaryota; Ichthyosporea; Ichthyophonida. The coding region runs from base 52 to 801 and encodes 249 amino acids. The record is from RefSeq and is a predicted model, not a curated record.